Messenger RNA from Camellia sinensis, 821 nucleotides. The record is from RefSeq and is a predicted model, not a curated record. NCBI's taxonomy places the organism in Eukaryota, Viridiplantae, Streptophyta, Magnoliopsida, Ericales, Theaceae.
UAUUCUGUCCAUAUUUCAACUCCAUUCUCAGAGAGAGAGAGAGAGAGAGAGAGAGAGAGAGAGAUGGAUAGGAGAGAAGUGAAGGAAGAAGAAGAAGAAGAGCAUGAGAUUGUGAUAGUCGGCGGUGGGAUUUGUGGUCUUGCCACCGCCCUUGCUCUACACAGGAAGGGUGUGAGAAGUGUGGUUCUGGAAAGAUCAGAGACAUUGAGGGCAACUGGUGCAGCUAUUGGGAUCUUGGCUAAUGGUUGGCUCGCCCUUCAUCAGCUUGGCCUCGCUUCUCUUCUCAGACAAUCUUCUCUUCCUCUUCAGCGGGCUCGAGAGGUAUGGCUUGAUAAGGGUUCAACCAAAGAAACAUCAUUUGGGCAUGGUGAAGCUCGAUGCUUGAAGCGGAGUGACCUUAUCAAUACACUAGCAGAUGCUUUGCCACCACAUACAAUACAUUUUGGGUGCCACAUAGUAGGUGUUAAGCUGGAUCCUUUAACUUUCAAUCCAAUUCUCCAACUGCUUGAUGGCAGGUGUAUUGUUGCCAAGGUAAUUAAUUAAUGUUCAUCAUCGAUCUUCACUCCGUUGCUUUUAUAUGGCAAUUGUGUACAAUAACUUACUCUGUAACCAAUUUAUUAUGCAUGCACAUUCAGCAUUAUGAUCCAUCUAUUAAGUUAUUGAAAAUUGUGUUGUACUGCAAACACGCAUAGCUAGCCCUUUUAUUUUAUCCAUGUCCUCCAAAGCUUGUAUUGAGGAAGGACCUUUAAAGAUUAUUGAAAUUAGUUUCCUGUGUGUUGGUUGGAAUAAUUUCCUUUACAAUACUUAGUAACAUCAAUUUC